CUUUUCUACGGGACUCACCACAGAGACCUGACAGACUCCACGACAGCUUCUCGAUUGGACUUCUCAGGAUUACUUGAAAAUGUUUACGGGUCCUGCCACAAAAAAAUACUGAGUGAACUAAGUUACCCAAUCAUGAGAAACCAUCUGAUUGCUCCACGGGACUGAAGACAACAGACGAGCAUAACUUUAUUAAACUUUGUAUUACAGUUCGUGCUGUAAUAUUACGUGGAAUUACAAAGUGUGUCGUCUUGUGGGACGUUUUUCUUUUCUUUUCUUUUCUUUUUUAACAAAAUCGCUGAGAACAACAAAACUGAAGGACAAUUUAAUACACGGUUAGUGUCCGAUCACUUUCUUACGAGUUACAACUUUAUUUGGGGAUGUUGAGCUCCGUGAAGAUGGAAUCACAUGAAAUUCCGGAAUGGAAUCCUUUCUACAGCGAGGCAAGCGAAAUGUAUUCCUCUCCGAGCGCCAUGAACUCAGUGAGCAGCUUGAACAGCUACAUAAAUCUGAACUCGGCCUGUUCCGCAUCCAGCAUGAAUAUGGGCUAUCCCAGCUCAGGUCUCAACAGCAGCCCAUUGGCCAGCAUGGGUGGAGGCCCCAACCACAUGAGCCUGUCCCCUGUAGGCUCCUCUCUGAACCCCAGUUCUCUGACCCAGCUGGGCUCUUCUGCCUCCUCGCUGGGUCCCCUCUCGCAUUACCAAAGCAUGGGCCAGCCUAUGUCCCAGAUCAGCUACCCCUCUCCUACCUCUCUUAACCGGACUAAGGAGAUGCCAAAGCCCUACCGUCGCUCUCUAACCCACGCCAAGCCACCGUACUCCUACAUAUCCCUCAUCACGAUGGCGAUCCAGCAGUCCAACAGCAAGAUGCUAACCCUCAACGAAAUCUACCAGUGGAUCAUGGAUCUGUUCCCGUACUACCGCGAGAACCAGCAGCGCUGGCAGAACUCCAUCCGCCACUCUCUGUCCUUCAACGACUGCUUCGUCAAAGUGGCACGUUCGCCCGACAAGCCCGGCAAGGGCUCCUACUGGGCGCUGCACCCCAAUUCCGGGAACAUGUUCGAGAACGGCUGCUACCUGCGUCGGCAGAAGCGCUUCAAGAUCGAGGAAAAGUCUGGGAAGAAGAGCUCUACGAAAUCCCAGGAGGGCGGUGGCAAGGGCGGGCACAGCGGUGAGGGCAUGCAGGAGGAGCACAGUCCCGCCACCGGCUCCGAAGGUGCCGACUCGGCCCACUCCGACAGCUCCCAUGCCGGAUCAGCCUCGGAGGAGCAGCAGAGGAGCCUGGUGCAGAUGGACUGCCCGUCUCAAGCACCCAGCCUUUCACACACCUCGCCAGUGCCAAUCCCGUCUUCGGUGUCCUCCUCAAUGCCCCCGUCCGCCUCACACCUGCACUCUCAGGGCAUGGGCGGCAGCCCUCACCUGUUGGGCAGCCCGAUGCAACACCUGGACCUGCAGAACGACACCCUGAAGUCCAUGGACCCACACUACAAUUUCAACCAUCCGUUCUCCAUCACCAAUCUCAUGUCCAACGAGCAGAAGAUGGACCUCAAGUCGUACCAGGACCAGGUGAUGGCUUACAACAGCUACACCACAUCUUCUCCCAUGGCCGCCAAACAGAUCUAUGACAGCGCUGGUCCGUCCGCCAUUGACUCUGGUGCGUAUUACCAGACCCUCUACAGCAGGUCUGUCCUCAACGCAUCCUAAUGUGCUGACCAGCCGUUUGAACUCCACAGACUCUUAAUGGCAGGACAUCUUCAACUUCAAGAGCUUGCUUUGCCAUCAGUAACUACGUUUCCGGCACUCUUAAAAAUAAAGGUUUCAAAACGAGGGGUUAGCAGUGAAUCCAUAUAAGAAACAUCUUCGG
Rhinichthys klamathensis goyatoka is the source of this 1860-nucleotide messenger RNA. It is a transcript of the gene foxa3, whose product is annotated as forkhead box A3. The transcript is spliced from 2 exons. Gene Ontology annotation, molecular function: transcription factor binding; DNA-binding transcription factor activity, RNA polymerase II-specific; RNA polymerase II cis-regulatory region sequence-specific DNA binding. NCBI's taxonomy places the organism in Eukaryota, Metazoa, Chordata, Actinopteri, Cypriniformes, Leuciscidae. Gene Ontology annotation, biological process: anatomical structure morphogenesis; cell differentiation; regulation of transcription by RNA polymerase II. The record is from RefSeq and is a predicted model, not a curated record. The coding region runs from base 378 to 1700 and encodes 440 amino acids.